Messenger RNA from Clonostachys rhizophaga, 1407 nucleotides. The record is from the annotation of a GenBank genome assembly. NCBI's taxonomy places the organism in Eukaryota, Fungi, Ascomycota, Sordariomycetes, Hypocreales, Bionectriaceae.
AUGGCCACUAAGAAUAACUACGCUCACGACCCUACGUAUAGGAUCAAUGAGAAAGACCACAUGGACGUUAUUACUCCAGCUUCUCCGAGGACGGAUGAAAGUGUCGGGGUUGUUGUGGGGGUAGACCUUGAGAAAGAGAAGACAGCUGAAGGCGAUGCUUACUUCCACCGACUUGGUUGGAAACGCCUGACAGUCGUCCUCAUGGUGACUUCUAUUGCCCUUGGAAGUCUCAGUCUGCCUAGUGCGUUUGCAACUUUGGGCAUGGUUGCGGGUGUCAUUGUCACUAUUGGUUUAGGCUUCAUCGCUAUGUAUGCGAGCUACAUCAUCGGCCUCGUCAAGUUGAAGUAUCCGGAGGUUCACCAUUAUGCAGACGUUGGAAAGCUUCUCCUGGGGCCUUGGGGCGAUUGGCUUUUCGGCAUCAUCUUUGUCGGCUUACUUGUCCUGGUUGUUGGCAACCAUUGUUUGACGGGAACAAUUGCAUUUGCGACUUUGACGGAGAGUAGCGUUUGCACGCUGGUUUGGGGCGUCAUCUCAGCGAUUAUCCUUCUCGUUCUCGCUAUUCCACCUUCGUUUUGUGAGGUGGCAAUCCUGGGCUAUAUCGAUUUUGCUUCCAUCAUUCUUGCCAUCGGAGUUACGGUUAUCGCCACAGGUGUCAAGUCAUCGUCGACAUCAGGUUCAAGCUCCUGGUCAGCGUGGCCCAAGGAUGAUCUGACACUCGCCGAGGCUUUUGUGUCCAUCUCGGGCAUUGUUUUCGCCUAUGCAUUUGCUGCCGCUCAGUUCUCUUUUAUGGACGAAAUGCACACUCCAUCCGAUUUCACCAAGUCAAUCACCGCUUUUGGAAUCAUUCAAACUACCAUCUACACACUCACAGGAGCCCUUAUAUAUUCCUUUGUUGGACCCGAUGUUCAGUCCCCAGCUCUCCUGUCAGCCGGUCCAUUGAUCUCAAAGGUUGCAUUCGGCAUCGCACUACCGGUUAUUUUUAUCUCAGGUUCCAUCAACACAACCGUUGCCUGUCGUUUCCUCCAUGGUAGACUCUACCGAGACUCAAUCACACGCUAUAUUAAUACACCCAAGGGAUGGGUGACUUGGAUACUACUCGUUUCCGCAGUCACGAUCUUGUCAUGGAUCAUUGCUCAAGCUAUCCCUUUCUUUUCUGAGCUCUUAUCACUUACUGGCUGUCUUUUUGUCGCCGGAUUGUCAUUUUACAUUCCUCCGAUUAUGUGGUUCUACUUGCUCAAGGAAGGUAAAUGGUACGAGAAGAACAAUCUGGCAACGGCCAUAAUCAACCUGAUCGUCUUUAUUGUUGGUUUCACCGUUUUCGGUAUAGGAACAUACGCUACCAUCGUUGGCAUUAUUGACCGCUUUGAGUCAAACUCCCUUACUCGGCCUUUUUCAUGCAGCAUCUGA